AUGGAGAACGUACCUGAAAUGGCUGUGGUUCGGAAUGAAUUUGAUAGAAUUGGAGGUAAUUAUGCUCCUGAAAAUUCUUUGCUCAUUGGACUUACACCUCCUUCCUUUGAGCAGUGCGAUAACCAGAAUUCUUCUGGCUUCCAAGAUGAUGAUACAUGGUGGGAUUCUUUCUCUAUGGAAGAUUAUAACUACCGAAACAACUUGGUGAAAGAUGCAGAGAACUUCCAACACACUGGUAAUAUCGAAGAUUUGUUCGCCAGCGGCCCAAAAUGCCCUGUGGAUUAUGUCGAACCACAAGUAGCCAAGAGACGAAAGUUCAAUUCCGAUUCAACUAAAAGUUCUUCAUCUGCAACAAGGACUCUAGAAGCUGUCAGUCCAAUCAAUGAAUCCUUGUCCAUUUUCUCCCCACAGGCCAUGCCAAAUCAAAAGAUAGCAGAGCCAAACUCGUCGUCGAACACUACCCCUAAGGUCACAAGCCAAAUUACUCAGCAUCCGACUGGACAAAAAUCACUUCUUUCUCAGGAACCACCAUCUGGAUUGAAAAAUUCUAACAUUGACCUCCCAAACACACCAUUCAAUGGUCAGGGUACAAACCUUGGAACCAUACCAAUCAUCAGUCCGGUUUCUUCACUUAAUAUCCACCUUUCGGAAUCAUCUACAGUCGCAAUCACUACUCCAGAAAUCUUUCAAACUGCUUCAUCAACUCACCUUGUUUCUAUACCAGAAUCUCAACAAAUGCUUCAGCAACAACCUUGUGGAGUUGCUGGCAUUCCUCUAGGGCCCACCAUCUUGCAAAGUCCGCAAAUGCAAGUUGACUCGAAUGUCUCUGGUCAUCAAUUUUCACCUCAACAUUCACAUAAACAGCGGCAAUCAUUUACUGAAUUUCUUCCCGAACAAAAUCCUGGUUUUACGCCACUUCAACCACCGGUCAACCAACAACCUGCAUCUGUCUCAGAAGGCUCAGUUCAAGCUAGCCAACAACCUACAGGACACGCCACGAGACUCUGUCUCCCAACUCCACCAACCUCUAAUACAGACCUUCAACAAUCCUCGCCAGUUUUAGAUAGGAGUUCGAUUAAACCUCAGCUUAGAGAAGUCAUGGAAAAGUUUGAGAACAAGAUUAAGAUGGAUGCGGAACUUAGACAAGCUUUCAACAUUAUCUUUCCUGCACGAAGUAUUGAAGUAGAAGAAUUGAAGCAAAAGAUGCUCAACGAAAGACGUCAAGCUGCGCUUAAAGAAAAUGCUUUGAAAAAAACAAUCACCGAAUAUCAAGAUAAUGCAACAGCUCAAGAAGCUUUACAGACUAGAGCAAUGGGUCUUCUUACACAGCUCAGAACAGAUCCUAAACACGAUCGUUCUUGGGUAUGUCUAAAUUAUAAUAAAAAUGGUCAACUAUGCAAUCACAUUCAGAAGGAAUUCUAUUUACUGGCAAAGGUUUGGAGAAGACGAGAAAGAUGUUCCAAAUGCAAAACAAAGACACAUGAGCUAAGUCGAAAAUACCUCGAUGAUGAUGCAGCUAUUUCAUCAUGGAACUUUGAAAAAGAUGGUCCCGCCAUGUCAGAAAAUACGCAGUCAUUGAAGCGUACAAGAGAUAUGACCGAUAAACCAGCAGUUACUCCUCUGUUAUUCGUUGAUUCGAAUCGUCGCCAGUCAUUACCUAGUCUUACUGCUGCUGGAAAAGAUCUUCAACAAGAUUCGAGUUCCAGAUGGGCUUCAUUACCACCACUUACCAAGAAGAAGACUCGGAAUCACUUACCCUUGAAUAAUACUAAGGAAACACGGGAUACCUUAAGAGUAGCACUCGGAACGGCAUCUAAGGCAUGGAUGCAAGCACCAAAGCAAAUAGAGACUAUUGUUUUAGAUGAUGAUAAUGAGAAGGAAGUCGGAACAGAUCAAUUAGGAGGAAGCCCUGAUAAUACCCCAGCAGCUGAAGCAGAGAUCGGCUUUGAAGAUUCUAUGGAAGCUGAUUUUGAUGCUGCUUUUAAUGCUGACCUUGAAGCGGAAUUAGAAGCUGAUCUCACUGCUGCUUUUGAGGAAGAACUUGUAUAG
This is a messenger RNA of Sclerotinia sclerotiorum 1980 UF-70, 2049 nucleotides long. RefSeq lists its product with no specific name. Lineage: Eukaryota; Fungi; Ascomycota; Leotiomycetes; Helotiales; Sclerotiniaceae. The coding region runs from base 1 to 2049 and encodes 682 amino acids. The record is from RefSeq and is a predicted model, not a curated record. The transcript has 2 exons.